UAGACAUUUGUAGACAUGUAUGCAAGAUCCAUGAUUAUGGAGUCCCAAAGCAAAUAUGUUAGCAGAAAUUUGCGUUAACUAAACUGAAUAUGAAUUUGGAUAAAAAGAAGACUCAAGUCAUAUUGUUGUUUUUAGCUAUAAUAUUAGUAAUUAUUCUACUCCAAAUGCAGUCGCCACGUCGUCCAUCUGAGCUACUAAAGUCUGAAUAUGAAGCUAAACAAGAGCUGGAAAGGUUUCAGGAGACUGUCAGAAAGUUUGUGAAAUCGAAGGCCGAAAUGGAACAGCGCUUGGAGAAGAUUGAGAUAAAUCAAAAUACUGUAAUGAGGUUGAUGGAUAGGCUUGACGGGAAUUCUCAAAAUGAGAGUGCAGUAACCCAAGCUAACAAAGUUGAGGGAGAACACGAAAAAGAAGUCGAUCCUUUCAAUUUAACUGGUGAGAUAAAACGAGGAGAUCAUUGUUUUGAUUCUGCUGCACAAGGACUUGGUGGCAUCAUUAAAACUUAUAAAUGUCAUAAAAAAAGCCGAAAUCAGAAAUUCCGAAUGGAAAAUGGUAGUAUAAAACAUAAACGUUGGUGCCUAGCUGUGAAAGUGCUUACAAAAGGAGAAUUCAUCAAGUUAAGAAAUUGCGGUGACAAGAGAUACUUACAAAAAUGGAGUUUCCAAGAUAAGUUCAUAAAAGCUGCAAACAGGAACUUUUGUAUGUCGGAAAAAUUGGGUUCGGCUUCGGCUGUUGCCUUAGCCAUAUGCGACGAAAAUGAUGAAACGCAAAAAUGGGAUCUGAGUAACUGAGUUAACGGUGAAUUUGGACAGACUGACAACGACAACAAUAAUAAAGACUAUGUUAUCAAUCUCAUGUGCAAGUAUUAUGAUAAAAGUUUUCGCUGGAAUGCAAUACAGUUGAUCAAUCAAGUGGGAUUUAACGUCGCUUCAAAAAAAGGUGUGUCGGUCAAAUCUCAAAUGAAGACAAAUGACUUGGGAAUCACUACUGGUAAAUAAAAUGGAAAUAGACUGAUAUUCUUGAUUUUUAGCCAUAGCUAACCAAUAACGUAAAAGUAACGUUCUCACGGGACAGUUGCACGGUUAAAAUCCGUUUAUCACUGAUUUAGAAAAAUCAAUUUGAGACUGAGACUGGCUUAAUAGGGAAUAGAUCUGUAUUCUGUCCUAUCAAGCAGGACAGGGGUGGAUCCAGCACUAGUGCACUAAUUUGCAUCAUGGGAUUGUUUUUUGUGGACGGUUUUAGUCCCCCAAAACAGCCUCAUCAUGCUCUAGUGCGACUCAAAUAUGUUGAGAUUUUUAAAAAAUACUCUCAUAGAUCCAUCGUAAUUAUCGCUUAACUUCAACUCUCAUAGAUCUUGUGAAUGACUGAACCCGCAUCUUAUGCAUCAUGCAUUUAUGUUGCAAUAAUUAAAUGUGUAGUAUGUA
Dendronephthya gigantea is the source of this 1421-nucleotide messenger RNA. Its product is annotated as polypeptide N-acetylgalactosaminyltransferase 2-like. The record is from RefSeq and is a predicted model, not a curated record. The transcript has 6 exons. NCBI's taxonomy places the organism in Eukaryota, Metazoa, Cnidaria, Anthozoa, Malacalcyonacea, Nephtheidae. The coding region runs from base 90 to 788 and encodes 232 amino acids.